CUUGUAUCCUAACUUUCCUUUGAGGAGUGAUAGUAAACACCAGCCUGACGAACGGACAGUCAGUGCGCGAAGGUGAUAUAGAGGCUAGUAGUUUCUCUCAAGGAUACGAUAUUUUCUGGACACGUCCAACAUAGACUGGAGACCUGGAAGUGUGAGAGAAAACAAGAAAGCGAGCAAAGUAGGACCUUUCACUUUCACAGGAGCUUGAAGUGUUCCCAUAUCACAUAAGAGUCUGUGACCUGUCCGAUUCACAGCAUCUCAUCAUGCAGUUACAGUCCUGUACUGGACACUGGAUUAAUGUCAAUCACAGAAUGAAGAUAGUGAGAACUUCUUAUCUGACCUUGGCAGAUAGCAAUUAUCAUACAGGAGAAGUCUCGUACCGGCUGGUGAGACAGGUAGACAGACAGCUUCAUAGCACGAGUUAGUAGCAAGCCAAGUAACUGAGUGUGGGUGACUUACAAGUGUGCAAGGGGAUUGAGUGAUGACUGCAGCAGCAUGGGCGCCUCGGAGCAGAGCAACCACACACCAGACCCAUCACCCAACUGUGAUGCACAGUACAUUGCCAGCCUUGACCUGGGCACCACUACCCUCCGAUGCUUCAUAUACAACAGAAAGGCUCAGCUCUGUGGCCGAGCUGAGGAAAAGGUGACCCUCCUGUACCCGGCUCCUGGAAGGGUGGAGAUGGACCCUGAGGAACUGUGGAGCAAGUUUAUGAUUGUUAUGAGUGCAGCAAUAUCCAAUGCUGGAGUGAGUCCAGGUGACAUCCGGUGCCUGGGUCUGAGCACACAGCGAGCCACCUUCAUCACUUGGGACCGCCGCACUGGAGUUCCCUUCCACAACUUCAUCACUUGGAAGGACAUUCGGGCUGAUGCCUUGGUUAGACACUGGAAUUCAUGCCUCACUAUGAAGGUGGUUCGGUUUGGCAGCUCACUUCUGUAUCUUUUUUUGAGGAGCAAGAGGUAUCUGGCAGCCAGUGUUUUGAAGUUCAUGAAUAUUCAGGUAAACAUGCGACUGAAGUGGGUGUUGGAGAACAAUGAGAUGGUGAAGCAUUUGGCUGAUGAAGGCCAUGUUAUGUUUGGCACCAUCGACACUUGGCUGGUCUACAGGCUCACUGAGGGGAAGGUUCAUGCCACAGAUUACUCUAAUGCCAGUGGUACAGCUCUUUAUGAUCCUUACCUGGAGGAAUGGAGCACAUUCUUCCUAAAGCUGCUUCAGAUGCCCAAAAGUCUCUUCCCGGAACUUAGGGACUCUGUUGGGGACUGGGGCGUGUGCUCAGCCAGGUUCUUUGGUGUCCCCAUCCCCAUUACAGCUGUGGUGUCUGAUCAGGGAGCCUCACUAUUUGGGUCGUGUAGCUUUGAGCGUGGUGAUGUGAAGGUCACUCUUGGCACCGGUGCUUUCCUUGAUGUGAACACUGGCAGCAAGGUACACACUUCUGUUAAAGGGAUUUAUCCAGUGCAUGGCUGGAAGGACAAAGAUGGGCUUGUCCACAUGGCUGAGGCAUCAUCAAAUGACAAUGGAACAGUGAUUGAGUGGGGGCAGAUGAUUGGCUUGUAUGAAAAGGCUUCAGAAACCUCAGAAUUGGCCUCAUCUGUGAAGGGAUCUGAAGGGGUCUUUUUCAUCCCUGGCUUCCAGGGUAUUCAGGCUCCUGUGAAUGAUACUACAGCCACUGGAGGUUUUUUGGGCUUGAGUGCAUCCACCACCCGAGCCCACCUUGUCCGAGCCAUGCUGGAGUCCCUCGCCUUCCGCAUCUACCAAAUAUACCGGGCCAUGCUUACUGAAGCUGACCAUGAAUUACUGAGUCUCAGUGAAAAAUCUCCCCUUAGAGUGGAUGGAGGGGUGGCUCAGAAUGACUUCCUGGUACAGAUGAUUGCCACCCUCACUGGCAGGCCGGUGGAAAGGCCCAAGUCCACUGAAGUCUCUGCUUUGGGCGCUGCCUUCUUGGCGGGGAUGGGGGCAGGAAUCUGGAAGUCACGCAAGGAGUUGAUUCCACUAAGGGAGGUAGAAAAAACCUUCCAUCCCCAGCUUGAGCUACAGGACCACCUGCUGAACCAGAUGAAACAGUGGGAGAAAGCUCUGCAUCGCUGCACCAAGUGGCACUCUAAGAGUGGACUGAACAGGGAAUCCAAGGCCCUCAAGGGAAACACAAUAUGGGAGGCAGUGGGGCAGAAGAAGGAGACUAGAUUACUCCAAGGAUGGGAGGGGGAGGGUGAUGAUGACCUGCCUGAUGUGAACCAUUGUGAGUCUAGUGCCUACCAUACUAGCCAAGCAACAAGAAAGAGAGGCAGAAAAUUUGCUACAGAAAAAAAUAUGUCUCACUCUCUCUCACUUGUUCUGAGUGCUAUACUGUUUUGCCUGUUGAGUUCGUACUUUUACAUUCGGCUCUAGUGUCAAUAUUUUCUAGCAGUUGCCUGAAGCAUUCAUCCUUCUGGUGUGUGUAAGAUUGUUUUGAAGAUCAACACACAUCCAUCACUGCAUGUUCAUUAUAAGCUUCUUGUCUUUAUAGAAGUUUCAUGUGGUAUACAGAGGUCAAACUGUAUAUUAUACAAGAAAAAUGUUCUUAUAGUAAUAAUUUCCUGUAGUUGAGAUGUAAUUGCUUCUUAUGGUGCUAUAACUGGUGUUGGGGACUCAUUCCUGCUUCCAAUAACUCAGCCUACAGUCUCAGACUUUGUAGUUUUCACUUGCAGCAAAGAAUUAUGCUAUGUAUGUAGGCACUUCAUCUCGGCUAAUCACUUUGGAGAUGAACGUCAGCCUGAUAUUUACAUAGACAGAUAGGCUGUUGAUUGUGUUUAUCAGCACAUACAAAAUUAUAGAAAAAACUGUGUUUUGAUAGUUUUUCCAUGUACCGUAUCAUAUAUAUUUGUUAAUGGGAUACUUAUUUUGAAACUCAAUGUGCAGUACCAUACAUACAUAAGUAUAUAUCAGUGAAAUACUUAUUUUGGAACAAAAUUUUAUUUGAGUGUAUGAUAACUUGUACAGUGCAGUGCCUUGUUGCCCUCCAAUCUACACCUCUUAAGCAUCUUUCUUCCCACAACUUCUACACACACACACACACACACACACACCCACACACACACACACAUUUGUUGCAGCAUUACAUAUUAUUCAACUACCCUUCACUGUAAAUGGCUUGGUGAUGUUGGGGUUAACACAUUUGGCUCACAACCAGGAGGAGGUUGGUUUAGAUCCCACUCUGGACAAGGGCAAUGUGGGCUUUGUCUUCUUUCUGUAGGCUUCAUGACAAGAUGCUUUCAUCAGUAUACUAUGGUAUUGGGCUUAAUGUUUUUGCUCUGCAGUGAACCCAUAGGCUGGUAGCAAGAAAGAUAAUAAUUCUGUGUAUGGGUGCAAAACGAGAUCAUCUGGACAUCCAGGUAUAUAUGAAAACUUUAUAAGGUUAAUCUUCAGUUAUCUACUUAUUCAAAGCAAUCUCCUCACCAUGCUAUGUGGAUUAACAAAAUUGUGUUCAUUUGUAGUGUUAAAGCUAGAUGAUACUUAGCUUGUUUUUUCUGUUGGUAUAUGGUACAUUUAUCCCUUAUGAUUUACUAUGACUUUUAAGAAAGGAAACAUUAUAUUUCAAGUGCAAUAAUUUUUGUUAUGAUUUUAUACAUAAUACUUUUUUACAUAAUGAAAAUUGAAGGCAUAGAACUGAAUACAGAUACUGUAUACAAAGAUGCAAACAUAUGUAGAGGUAUAAUUGGCAGCAACUAUAGGAUAAAGAUUAGGCACUUUCCCAGCACAACAAAGAUCAAUACAAGUUCCAAGGACAGAGCUGUUGGAAGCAGGAAUUAAUUGUAUGUAGCUUUAAGACUUGGUGAACUUGAUAAAUUUAUAUUUCUACUUUUGUAUUGCUAACACUGCUUUGUAAUUUUAUAUGAAUUUACACAUGUGCAUAAAUAAUUUGUUAUCUGAAGAUUUUGGUAUUAGCAUUAUGUAGCUGUUUUGGGAUACACCAGUGAUAUUCAGAAGUUUUAGUGGACCUUAAACAUGUUCUGUACAAGUACCUUCUAUACAAGUAUGGAGUUGAAAAUGGAGAUUGGAAGAAAUUGGUUCACAUUAGAGCAAUAGUAACUGGAAUAAAUUUAGUAAUCAGUGAGUCCGUAGGGAGUUUUAAAAGAUUAGUUAAGUGUAUGACAAAGGUAAUAGAUUGAUAUAGGUGUGUAUGGUUUAUACAAGAACUACCAUGUGCAAGUCUAAUGACUUCCUGUAACUUCCAUUAUGUUCUUAAGUCUCCUAGCUCAGGAUUUAGCUGAGUGCUUGAGAAAGAAAUGAGAGGAUGGUGCUAGAGGAAGGCAUCUUUUUAAUUGCAGUUACCAAUGUGAUAUUAAGUCAUUCAGUCCAGUACUUUCAUGCAGUAGAAUCAGAUUUAAGUGGACUAUUCAAGGCAUACUUUUCUGUGUAAUGGAUGUUCCAUGUUGGGAAUUCCACUGUUUCCUGUAAUUUUCUUUUGAUUUUGUGAAUCUUUCCACAAAUUAGAAUGUGAUAUCAUGUAACUGUUGUGUGAGUGCAUCAAUGAAAUUACUUGAAUGAGGCCAAAAAAUAUUUGAAAAAUUCUUUUCAUUAGAUCAGCAGUUCUUCGAAAUUUAAUUCUUCUGACUCUAGAUUUUGCUGGAUUUUACAAUUGCAAUAUAAUUGGGUGGAGAGACAUUUUGGAAGACAUUUAGUUUUGUAGUUUCUCAUAACUUUUUAUGGUAUGAUAAAAAGAACAUAAAUAGUUUAUUAUUUAAGUUUUAGCAGUAAAGAUUAUUACAUGUCUCUUAGCACAAAAACAUUGAUUGGUGUAAGACAGGCUGUUCUACUUCAUAAUAACCAUUUUACUUUAAACAUUUGUUGUGCACAGAAGUAAGGAUGGAUCAUAUUUCCUUGAACAGAAUGGAAAGUACUUUUAAGAGAUCAGGCAGCUGAAAUGGUAUACUUUGUGUAAAGAGAAAUGUGAAGUACUUUGAAGGAAGUAGGUGAUGAUUUCUACAUAUUGUAUCUCUUGCUUAAUUUUAGAAAGAAGAGUGUGGAUAUGUGUGUAAAUUUCUUCCAUACAUGGUGCUAUCCAGUACCUGGAAUGUUUGCAUCUUAGCACAAGCAAUUAGAGGUGCGGUGCUUAAUGUUAAAAAGUAUUCCAAUAUUCUAAUUAGCUGCCAAAUCAUUAAGUUAAAAUAUUGUACAUUUUCUAAAGCUGCAAGCAAGCAGUUUUUGCCUGAGUUGAUUUUGCAGGUUUUGUAAAUGAGUGGUGUGGUACUGACCAUAAGAUUUCUAAAUGUAUAUCAAAGUUGUGAUAUUACAUUGUAUAAGUAGCCAUUUCUGCUCAUUAAAAUAUCGUGGCUUUGUGAUUGUUAUGUUUGUAUUCAUAUAAUAUUAUAUUUUUCUAUAUACAAAAUAAUCUACAGUUUAUAGCACAGUUCAAUCAAAAUAAAGUUUAUAGCAAAUUUAUAUG
Molecule: messenger RNA, 5422 nt
Organism: Scylla paramamosain (green mud crab)
Lineage: Eukaryota; Metazoa; Arthropoda; Malacostraca; Decapoda; Portunidae
Product: putative glycerol kinase 5
Exons: 16
Coding region: 496-2385 (629 amino acids)
Biological process (GO): triglyceride metabolic process; phosphorylation; glycerol metabolic process
Cellular component (GO): mitochondrion
Molecular function (GO): kinase activity; phosphotransferase activity, alcohol group as acceptor
Source: RefSeq, a predicted model, not a curated record